AUCUUCUUCACCAUCCUUUUCAUGAUCGUCUUUAUCAUUAGUUGCUAGGUUCCUCUUCAUCAUCAUUAGCUAGGUUCCUUGUGAAACCCAAAUCUGGGUUUCGCGAACCCAGGUUCUGGGUUCUGUGCUGCGUUCCUUGAACCCAAAAACUGGGUUCCAUGAGGAACCCAACAACUAGAUUCUUUGAGGAACCUGAUCUUGGUUUCGCAAACCCAAGUUCUAGGUAUUCCCUGGAAGGAGUUGAUUGUUUAGUAGGUUCUUCUGUCACCAAUUCAAAGGAGCAAUCUCAAACGACCAAGGACUGCCAGAGGAUCUUCAGCCUCACUCUGCCUUCCUUUCAUCCCAAGCUCAUGAUGCUUGCUUUCAUCUACCUCACCAAGACUUUGAAGGCCUGCUUCUCAAGUCCACUCUACAUUAAACCACCGGAGGAUGUGCGACCUGUUGUUAACAGGAGUAAUUCCUUCCCUGCUUUUCUUCAUCUGCAAGCUUAGCAGCUCUCCUUUCUGGUGUUAUUUCAAGUGUUUUGUUUCUGUGUCACUGUUUUUUUCUCAUGUUUUGUGUUUUGAUGGUCUAUAAGCUACCUUUUAUUUCUGGUUAAUAUAGUAGUUAUGUUUUA
Rubroshorea leprosula is the source of this 616-nucleotide messenger RNA. The record is from the annotation of a GenBank genome assembly. NCBI's taxonomy places the organism in Eukaryota, Viridiplantae, Streptophyta, Magnoliopsida, Malvales, Dipterocarpaceae.